AUGAGUGACGCCGAGAAAGUUCGAAAAGCUCGAAGACGGGCAAUGGCCCCAGGGGAUUUCGUCGAGAGAGGCAAAGACGUACUCGGACCUCAGAAGAGGUCUGGCAAGCCCUUCGACAGCAAAUCGAAGAAAGUCGAAGACAGCCUUGGACAGGCUCACGCCGCUCGACCGAAAUAUUCGAGUACUGUCCAGAGUAUUUUGGACAGAUCUGUCCUAGGGUCGGCUACUCCCCGAUGGAAGAAGAGUGGAAAAAAGCUCUUCGAAGAUCCACGGUUACCAUCGAAGAAAUAA
Molecule: messenger RNA, 291 nt
Organism: Oikopleura dioica
Lineage: Eukaryota; Metazoa; Chordata; Appendicularia; Copelata; Oikopleuridae
Source: the annotation of a GenBank genome assembly